Molecule: messenger RNA, 1086 nt
Organism: Symbiodinium sp. CCMP2592
Lineage: Eukaryota; Dinophyceae; Suessiales; Symbiodiniaceae
Source: the annotation of a GenBank genome assembly
AUGGAGCGCCGAGACUUUGUUGUCUUGGUCGACUUUUGCGUGCGCUUGGUGCACGACUUUGAUCUGCCAAGUGCCUCUGCAACACGAUUGCAGCGACUUUGGGGACACUGUCGGCUGUAUCCCCUGAGCCAAGAGACUUUGUCUUGGCGUCUUCAGGACGAGCUGGAGACUUUGUCUUUUAUCAAGCGACUUUUGUCUGAUAUUACUUUGGCUAAGGCCAGUGACUUUGUGGAUUACAGGUCCCUGCCGAUCCUGACUUUGGCGGAGACUUUGGUUCUCCUUGAUCUACAAAGGCAGCUGGAACAACUUUGGCACACAGGUACACCUUACCCUGGUGGACCGAAUGCCGAGAUGGUUCUGCAGACUUUGUACCCUGGGCGACAGCAUCCUGGACUUUACACGCCGCCAGAGCAGGUGCUCCUUGCAGCCACGACUUUUCAGUGGGUGUUUCAGACCAUGUUGAUGGGUGUCCCGGCCACACUUUCACCACAGGUCUUUUGCAACUUUAUGCUAUGGACAACUUUUCCGGUGGCUAUGAUGAAUAUGAAAAUGCAGACCCUACUUUCGGGCGGAUCCUUACACUUUUCUGGUGCCGACAGCUUUUGGUCGGAGGGCCAUUGGAACUGGUCCUGGAGCCCCAGGAGUGCACUUUUACUUUUCAGUUUCGGCCUCAGCAUACAGCUUCGAUCUGGUAUUCGACAUCCCAAUGUCGGUGCACUUUGCACCGUUGGCUUCCGGCCAACUUUGAGGUAUUUCCAAUACCUGACGAAUGCUUUUCAAGUAUGGAACCGCCGUUAUCUGGACUACUUUCUAGCAGUUCCAAGAGAUUCGCAACUUUUGCUCAACUUUGCAAAUGAUGAUCAGCGCUGCAUGCUGCAGUCAACGGUGAUACUUUGUCACCCGGGUAGAGAUGGUUACUUUCUGUGUGACCAGCUGAACAAUAUGUUCAACAGAGAGGAUUCUCCUUGGUGGAGACUUUACCAUCUACCUAUCCAACGCCGACUUUGGAAUGCAGCUACCCAAAGCCAGACUUGGGACCAGGUCCCACGGGAGAUGUGGCAAGUGGCUGCCCGUCCUCGACUUUGA